This is a messenger RNA of Nerophis lumbriciformis (worm pipefish), 3135 nucleotides long. RefSeq names its product Ras and Rab interactor 3 (gene rin3). Gene Ontology annotation, cellular component: endocytic vesicle; cytosol. Gene Ontology annotation, biological process: vesicle-mediated transport. Gene Ontology annotation, molecular function: guanyl-nucleotide exchange factor activity; small GTPase binding. NCBI's taxonomy places the organism in Eukaryota, Metazoa, Chordata, Actinopteri, Syngnathiformes, Syngnathidae. The record is from RefSeq and is a predicted model, not a curated record.
GCGGGGUGCACCCGAGAAGGAGGCGGGCUCCUUGCGGGGCCCAGAAGCAAGCAGACUAGAGAGCGGAAAAAAAAGACCACGACGUUCGCUAUGAUGGAAGCCAGUCUUCAUUCUGAGGGAAAUGGGCACGCCGACACUCCCCAGUCCUCACCCCUGUCUCCCCCUUCCAUACCCGUCCCCGUCCCCUCCUCAAGACCGGGCAGACCCAAACCACCACCUCCGACCGUGAAGACCUCACUGCUUCCUUCUCGGCCUCCUCCACCGCCCUUCUCGCUCCCUCUGGCCUCCAAACCCACCUCCCCACUGCCCUCUUAUCCACCUUCUCCAUCUCCAUCUUCUCUCCCGCCACCUCUCUCCCCUAAACCCUGUUCUGUGUCUCCCUCCACUUUCAUCCUCCCCGAGCCCCCCCCCUCUUUUGUUCCGCCUCCUCCACGCUCCCCCCAAGCUUUGUCUCCAUCCCUCUCCUCGUGCCCAAAUAUCCCUACGCUCAUCCUACCACCCUCUCCCACACCUCCAGUGCUGAGCUUCAGAGAUCGGCUGGUAGAAAGCACGUCCGUGUGGUUGACCAGAGGACUGAGCCGAGAACAGAUUGGAUGCAUCCUGGAAAAGGAGACUGCAGGGGCGUUCCUGGUCCAGAGCACCGAGGACCAAAAUAUGACACUGUCAGUGCGUGUACCAGAGAACCAGGACGCGUCUCCUGUACAAAACCUGAAUAUCCAAGAGUACAAAACAUUUCUUCACUUAGAUGGUUCGUCUCUUGUUUUUGACGACAUCUACAAGCUGGUCUCCUUCUACUGUGUCAGCAGGGACAUCCUGGCGGCACCACUCAAUCUGCCCCAAGCCAUUACCUUGGCAAAACAGAGAGAGGACCUGGAGGUGAUUUCUGCUCUGGGCACAGACUUCUGGACAUCGGCUAUGAAUGAGAAGACUCAGGGCCAGAACUUGUCUUUGGAUCAAAGCCACAACAAUUACUUGUAUAUUAACCCAAUCGCUUUGGAGGAGAAAUCCAACAAGAAGUCCAAAGACUUUGCCGAUUCCACAGAGAAGAUCAAAACACCUCAAAGCAUCAUAAGCUCUUUGCGUAACGGAAAUAGUAGAAUGAAGGAAACCCUGGAGGGUAAGGGCCAGAUUAAGAUUCUGCCUCGAGACUCAAAAGUCUUACGAGCCCCUCCCAGGCCCCCGAGCUCGGGUUUAGGCCCUGUGAUGGGUCUCCUCUUCUCACCACUGCCCCUGGACAGAAUGGAGGAAGAAAUAGUGGAGGCACAGGACAAAGAAGGGAGUAAGUCACCUCCUCCAUUAAGGCCCCCUGCUCCUCUCCGGCCCAACUCCUCCAGGAAUAGUUCUGAUGGAACAGAGAAGGAACCAAAACCUCUAAUAGGAACCAAACCAGAAGGAUUGAGAGAGGAAGAGAAUACACUGCUGGAUGAAGCGUGGAACAACAAAUAUCAAGAGGUGGCUCAACAAUUUAGCCCUCAGCCUUUAGUGAAGAGACCGUCUCCACCAGUACCUCAGCCAAGGAAAAAACCAUCCGUUUUUGAGAGUGCCAAUCAGACUACUGGGAUGAGAGUAGGCCCUCCCACCCUGGCCAGCCGGCCAGACGUGUCACCGUACUCUCCUCAAGGGGCCACUGUGUUUGGAACUGAUCUGGACUCGGGCUCUAAUAGCAGCACAGAAGAAGAAGAUCUGAACCAGUCACAAGAUAAAAACUCGAAUAACACGUCAGAGAGUCGUCAGAGCAAAGUAAAGAGAACACCAACACCCACCUUCAUGUUGGACAGAGCUCGUACUCGCCUGUCCAUGGUUUUAACUGGCCUCAUCAGUCACGACCGUCGCCUCUCACAACGCAUUGUGGAGCUGGCCAGGAACCCUUUGAGCUAUUUUGGUAACCUGGUGAACGAUCACAGAACAUUCACCCUCGAGACCAUGUCCAACCACUCCACGUCGAGUGAGCUGUUACAGGAGAUAAGGCAGAUGAUGACACAGCUGAAGAGUUACCUGCUCCAGAGUACCGAACUGGAAACCAUGAUGGACCCACAGCAUCAAUGUUCAAAAGAAAAACUGGAGAGCAUCGUUGAAGCAGCCCUAUGUAAAAGCGUCCUGAAGCCACUGAGGGAGCCUAUUUACGAGAACCUGGAAAGACUGCAAUUCAGCAAUGGUAGCCUUAAGCAAAUGGCACAGAAACAGUCUGUAGUUCUCGGCAGUACCACCACGGCCCUAGGAGUUACCACCGCGGUCCCGGAAACCUCGGCAAUGGAGAAGAUUAGCAUCAAAUUCAGUAAUCUCCAUCUUGAGUACUCUCCUCAAAAGAAGAUUGAACUCCUGCUAAAGGCCUGCAAGAUCAUCUACGACUCGAUGUCUGUCAGCUCUCCAGGGCGGGCCCACGGAGCUGACGACUUCCUGCCUGUAAUGAUGUAUGUCCUGGGGAGAUCUAAUCUGGCAGCCUUGAUGCUGGAUGUGGAAUACAUGAUGGAGUUGAUGGACCCCGCACUAACAAUAGGAGAAGGUUCCUAUUAUUUGACCACCACCUACGGGGCUCUGGAGCACAUUAAGGAGUUUGACCAACAGAAGUCAGCGCCACGGCAGCUCAGUCGAGAGGUUCAGGACUCCAUCCAGCGUUGGGAGAGACGACGCACAGUCAACCUGGAGGGUUUAGCUCCAAACCCUGUUCAGGAGUUUUUGACCGUCUUCUCUCCUGAAAUUGGACGGAACCCCAAGACCUUCGCCGUCCUUCCCACCACCAGCGUGCAGCAGCUGGCUGAAGAAUGUUCUGCACGCUUCCAACAAGACUCCUACAUACUCAGCGUCCACGUGGACGGUGUCCUUCGGUCCCCGGCCAACACGGAGCUGGCCCUGGCCGUGAAGAACCAGGGCUUCAUCUACCACCCCGCCGACCAAUCAGACAAGCCUUCAGUCCGCACCUGCCCCACAGGUCCGCCCCCUCGACCUCCCACUCUCAGCAACUUGAAAAACAUUCCAGACAAUCGGGAAGCGGAAGAAAGUCUCAUCUACUGGUAAAUGCCGUCACAACUUCAGGGGAACUGGAAUUGGUGCUUGUCGUUCACAAUCCUUAUGAGAGACAAGAUGUCUGUUUGUUUUUAUGCAAUGUAACACGUAAAUAAAAGACCAUUGAAUGUA